Molecule: messenger RNA, 318 nt
Organism: Ostertagia ostertagi
Lineage: Eukaryota; Metazoa; Nematoda; Chromadorea; Rhabditida; Trichostrongylidae
Source: the annotation of a GenBank genome assembly
AUGAACGUGUAUUUGGCAAUUCUGUUGAUAAUCGUUUCUUGUGCUGAAGGUUACAAGUUUCUCGUUUAUUCCCCAACUUUUGGUUAUUCGCACACAAACUUCAUGGGAGCUAUAGCCGACACCCUGACGGAAGCCGGACAUGAUGUAACCGUACUGAGGCCACUAAUGGAUGACGAGCUGGAAAAUAAGACCAGUUUAGUCUUGACCAAAAAAGUCAUCAAAACACCUACGGAUCCAAGAGUCAAGGAGCUGAUGAAAAGCAGAGUACGCCUACUCAACAAAAUAUGGACGACGCAGUCAAACCUGCUCGCCCUUUGG